Molecule: messenger RNA, 3248 nt
Organism: Entelurus aequoreus (snake pipefish)
Lineage: Eukaryota; Metazoa; Chordata; Actinopteri; Syngnathiformes; Syngnathidae
Gene: pgls
Product: 6-phosphogluconolactonase
Exons: 6
Coding region: 133-894 (253 amino acids)
Biological process (GO): carbohydrate metabolic process; pentose-phosphate shunt
Molecular function (GO): 6-phosphogluconolactonase activity
Source: RefSeq, a predicted model, not a curated record
UUUCAAAUGAGAAAAUUGUUAUUUCCUUCAUGUUUACAGAUUUUUUAAAGUUUUUGUACCCCGCCUUCCGCCCGAAUGCAGCUGAGAUAGGCUCCAGCACCCCCCACACCCCAAAAAGGGACAAGCGGCAGCAUGGCUGGCAGGAGAGUUGUGGUGUUCCCCUCCUCAGCAGAGCUGGGUCCAGCACUGGCCCACCUGGUGACCUCUCGGGCUGAGAGGGCCAUCACCUCCAGGGGCAGGUUCACCCUGGGUCUCUCUGGAGGAAGCCUGGUGACCAUGCUCAGCAAAGAACUGCCGGCCACGGCGGGCCUGGACUGCAGCAAGUGGUUGGUGGGGUUCUGUGAUGAGCGAGUGGUACCUUUUGACAACCCCGAAAGCACAUACGGGCUCUAUAAGAAUCAUUUAUUUUCCAAGAUUAAUAUCCCGGAAGAUGGAAUUUUGUCCAUUGACUCCUCCCUACCAGUGAACGAGUGUGCUGAAGAUUAUGCUCGCACACUACAAAAGGCCUUCCCUGAUGGUGACGUGCCCGUGUUUGACCUGCUUCUUCUGGGUAUGGGCCCUGAUGGACACACCUGCUCUCUCUUCCCAAACCACCCCCUUCUAGAGGAGAGUGAAAAGAUCGUGGCUCCUAUCAGCGACUCUCCCAAACCACCGCCGCAGCGCGUGACCAUGACGUUCCCGGUGGUGAAUGCAGCACGCUGCGCAGCUUUCGUGUCCACAGGAGGCAGCAAAGCAUCCGUUUUAAGGGAGGUACUGGAGGGAGGAGAAGGUCCGACGUUCCCAGCAGCCCGCGUCUCCCCGACUAACGGCGAGCUGUUCUGGCUCAUCGACGAGCCCGCCGCUGCGUCCUUGACUAUGCAGGUGGAGAAGCCGGGCCAUGGCGCCAAACUCUAGAACAGGUGUUGUCAAACUCAUGGAGGAAUAUCUGUUCCCACGCGGGCCCGGCGGGUAAAAUCACGGCAUAAUAACUUUAAAAAUACAACUACAACAACUUCACAUUGUUUUUUUUUUCUUUUGCUUUGGCCCAAAAUAGAACAAGGACAUUCUGAAAAUGUACACAUGACAAAUAAUCUUCGUGACAAAACACUUCAAGUUAGUAAAAAAUUCUGAGGGAAAAAAAUUGGUGCAGUUUCAAAAACACCAUGAAGAACACAAUGAAAUUAGAGUUAAUCUCAGUGUUUCUACUAACCAAUUAAACUUUAAAGGCCUACUGAAAUGAAUUUUUUUUAUUUAAACGGGGAUAGCAGAUCUAUUCUAUGUGUCAUACUUGAUCAUUUCGCGAUAUUGCCAUAUUUUUGCUGAAAGGAUUUAGUAUAAAACGACGAUAAAGAUCGCAACUUUUGGUAUCUGAUAAAAAAAAGGCUUACCCCUACCGGAAGUAGCGUGACGUAGUCAAUUGAACAUAUACGCAAAGUUCCCUAUUGUUUACAAUGAUGGCCGCCAGAAGUGAGUGAGAUUCUGACCGAGAAAGCGACAAUUUCCCCAUUAAUUUGAGCGAAGAUGAAAGAUUUGUGGAUGAGGAAAAUGCAAGUGAAGGACUAGUGGGGAGUGGAAGCUAUUCAGAUAGGGAAGAUGCUGUGAGAGGCGGGUGGGACCUGAUAUUCAGCUGAGAAUGACUACAACAGUAAAUAAACACAAGACAUAUAUAUACUCUAUUAGCCACAACACAACCAGGCUUAUAUUUAAUAUGCCACAAAUUAAUCCCAUAUAAAAACACCUAGGUGUUUGUUAUGCUAGCUCCUAGCUACUAGCUACUAGCUCGAGCUAGUUAUAGGGUUAUAUGGACGGGAUCCCGUAUAUAUAACCCGCCAAUACAACUCAAACACCUGAACAACACACACACACACACUCACUCAGCCCAAAGAACCGUUCACCUAACCCAAGGUUCAUAAAGCUGAUAUAUUUAACCAAAGUUACGUACAUGACACGCACGUACGGGCAAGCGAUCAAAUGUUUGGAAGCGCGCGGGUGGGACCUGAUAUUCAGCUGGGAAUGACUACAACAGUAAAUAAACACAAGACAUAUAUAUACUCUAUUAGCCACAACACAACCAGGCUUAUAUUUUAUAUGCCACAAAUUAAUCCCGCAUAACAAACACCUAGGUGUUUGUUAUGCUAGCUCCUAGCUACUAGCUCGAGCUAGUUAUAGCAAGCGAUCAAAUGUUUGGAAGCGCAGCUACGUACUCACGGUAUCGCGUCUGUGUAUCCAAAUCAAAGUCCUCCUGGUUAGAGUCUCUGUUGUCCGAGUUCUUCGAUCUUGACUGCAUCUUUCGGGAAUGUAAACAAUGAAACACCGACUGUGUUGUGUUGCUGACUUCCCUCGCAAAAUAUCCACUUCGCACCGACAACUUUCUUCUUUGCUUGCUCAGCUUCUUUCUCCAUAAUGCAAUGAACAAAUUGCAACAGAUUCACCAACACAGAUGUCCAGAAUACUGUGGAAUAAUAAGAUGAAAACAGAGCUAUUUCGUAUUGGCUUCAAUGGGGAAGCCAUACCUCGGUUAAACUGGCUACGUCACGCGCAUACGUCAUCAUACCGAGACGUUUUCAAGCGGAAGUGUGGCGGGAAAUUUAAAAUGUCACUUUAUAAGUUAACCCGGCCGUAUUGGCAUGUGUUGCAAUGUUAAGAUUUCAUCAUUGAUAUAUAAACUAUCAGACUGCGUGGUCGCUAGUAGUGGCUUUCAGUAGGCCUUUAAGUCACAGCCCAUCUAUGGUUGAACAAAAACAAAAUGAAGCAUAAAUAACGUAUCAACUACCUCAUUUGUCAUUUCCAUUGUUGACUUUCUUUAAAUUUGCAUAGAAUACAAUCAUUCUAACAGAACUAAAUCAAUGUGCUGUCUCAUGCAGCAUUUUAAGUGGGGGUACUAUUUGUUUAUUUUACUCCUGUUUGUUUUACAUUUGCUGGCCUAACAUACUUGCUAUUGUGACAUCCAGUGGACACAUUUAGAACAGCAGUUUCUUCAAUUUAAAACUGCAGCUUAAUUUUACACUUAGAAAACUCAUCUCACAGGCCGGAUUGAACCUGUCCGGGCCGCAUGUUUGACAUCCCCUGCUCUAGAACAUUCCAGGCACUAGUACAUAGGAGGAAGACGUUUUGUGCACUUCUUUUUGUUAUUCCUAGACAAAAUAAAGACAGACUAAAUAUGCUGCUAGAUGUAGCACGAACUGGAAAGGUGUUUGUCGAAUGUAUAAUAUUUAGUUUUAUACCUGCAGUAUGAAGACACAAACAAUAAAAGAACCAAUAAAACUACA